This is a messenger RNA of Lachancea sp. 'fantastica', 2880 nucleotides long. The record is from the annotation of a GenBank genome assembly. NCBI's taxonomy places the organism in Eukaryota, Fungi, Ascomycota, Saccharomycetes, Saccharomycetales, Saccharomycetaceae.
AUGAGUUCGAACUUGAAUACCCAGGAGGAUGCUUUGCUAGAUGACGACUAUGUUCUCGUUGAUAAGUCUUUGCCCGGUUCCCCUCGUCCAGACGACAUCGAGCAGACGGUUGUGAUAAGCGACGAAGAUGAAGAUGAACUUGAAAGCUUAGGCGAUGAGCCCUACUACGAAAUGGCAGUGCGUGAGAUCGCUCGAGGCGAUAGCUACACAUGUAUGAUCUGCACUGUUGAGAUGGAUUAUACGUGUCGAAUGUACGGUUGCCCGGAAUGCUAUCGUGUAUUUGACUAUGAUUGUAUCCGCGAAUGGGCACUCAAAUCCACGCAAAAAAGCGCCAACAACACUUGGAAAUGCCCCAACUGCUACUUCGAGAGUCGUGAAGUACCUUUGAAAAAUAGACACGCCUGCUGGUGUGGCAAAACAGUCCAUCCAGACCCGAAUCCCUUGGACCCCAAUAGUUGCGGACAAACUUGCGAUGCCCCGGUUUGCGUACACGGAUGCUCCAAAACAUGCCAUCUUGGACCUCAUCCUGUAUGUAUGCGAAUGGUACAAGUUGAGUGUUUGUGUGGGAAACGUAAAAAAGACGUUAUUUGUUCGGAAGCCACCGAGUAUCAGGGAUCUUACCGCUGUCAAAAGCCCUGUGGACUUUUACUACCGUGCGGGAAACAUACCUGCCAAAAGGUGUGCCAUACGGGAUUUUGUGGCGAGUGCCCAGAAACUAUCCGUACCGAUGUGAAAUGCUAUUGUGGUACAGCCUCUAAAGAUUCCAUUUUAUGCAAAGACGUCAGGGUCCAAGCCAGAUCUCACGAUCAGGCCAGACAAGCCUGGAUAGGUGUUUUUGCGUGCAAGACUAUGCGGACUAUCGAGUAUGCUUGCGGAAACCAUUCAUUUACAGAAGCUUGUAAAGCACCUCCGUCGCUUGACAGACGUAUUCCCUGUCCCUUUUCACCAAAAAAUCUCAAGACCUGUCCCUGCGGUAGAAAUCCGCUCAAAGAUCUGAGCACUAAGCGCACCAGCUGCACAGACCCCAUACCAACUUGUGAUUCAAAGUGUGGAAAACUUUUGAAAUGUGGAAAGCAUACUUGCCCCUUUCAGUGUCACACCGGCGAGUGCAUGCAAGAAUGCACAUGCACCGACAAGAAAGGGUGCUCUUGCAAUGCCAGAAACUUUUUGGUUCCUUGCAAAUUUGAAGGAAAGCCAAGAUGCACUACAAAAUGUGAGUCGCUCAUGUCUUGUCGACGUCAUCGUUGCCCAGAGAGGUGUUGUGAAGGACGAGAACUUGCCCGACAACGAGAGAAAAAAACAUUUCUCACACGCGAUAAGCUUGAUGAAUCUCGCGUCGAAGCCCAGCACAUUUGUCUCAAGCAAUGUAAUCUCAAAUUAGCAUGCGGCCGCCAUUUUUGUCCCAGGAAGUGCCACCCUGGAAACUGUCCCCCAUGUUUGGAGAGUGAUUCCAAUGACUUGGCGUGCCCGUGUGGCAAAACAGUGGUUCCUGCUCCUGUUCGCUGUGGCACGAAACUUCCACGGUGCUUCCAUCCUUGCAUCAAAACCACACGCGGCUUAUCGGAAUGCGGGCAUCCGCCAAUGCCUCACUAUUGUCACCCGCUAAGUGAAUCAUGUCCUUCAUGCACCGCUCCAGUGCUGAAAAAGUGUAAGUGUGGGAAAAACGAAAAAGUCAGAACAUUAUGCUUUCAAGACGACGUUUCUUGCGGACGCGUGUGCGGUCAAAAGCUACCAAACUGCCAGCACAUUUGCCAAAAAGCCUGCCACGAAGAAGGUCAACACCAGGAAAUCUGUAAGCAGGUCUGUGGUGCUGUCAAGCCAAUCUGCAGCCAUCGAUGCAGAUAUAGAUGCCAUGCAGGUAGAGCCUGCCCUGAUAAACCCUGCACAAGCGAUGUACAGAUACAUUGUCGCUGUGGUCACAGAAGUGCGCACAAGAUCUGCGGUGCUUAUUCUUCACAACCGUCCGCUGCCGAAGAUGUUCUUGAAUGCAGUGAGGAAUGCGACACAGCUCGCAGACGUGCAGAACUGAUGGAAGCCUUUGGUUAUAAGGAAGAAGUAGCUCAGGCUUCUCCAUGGCUGCAUGAGUUACAGAAUUUGGCGGAAACUGUACUCACUUUCCAAGAAUUGCAGCUGCCCUUUUCAGAAGCAACAUUAUCCAUUUUUGCGAAGCAAAGCAAUUGGUGCAGCCAGAUCGAAGCAACAUUGGUCAAGUUACUGCAAGACAAGGACAGACCAAGCCUGCAUUUUAAACCUAUGAAACCACCGCAGAGACAUUUCGUUCAUGAACUUUCUCAGGCUUUCAGCCUAUACUGCGAAUCGCAAGACCAAGAACCCAAGCGGUCAUGCUUCGUGAAAAAAACCGCAGCGUCCAACAUACCAGUGCUUUCUUUGACGGAGGCUCAUCCGCUAUACCAGUCCUUCAAAGCGGCUCAAAAGGAAAGGAAGCUAAAGGAAAUCGAAAAAUCAACCACAACAAGAAUCCUGAAUUACAAAGCUGACCAGGAAGAGUCACCCGCGCGCGUGGCAAAAAUCAACGGUUUACUGGUGCGUGGAAUUUUCACUGGGAUUGAUGAGAAAACAAUCGAGGCCAAGAUAAGCCCUGUUUUGAAGCACACUUUACUCAAAGGUUCACGAUUCACGAAACUGCCAUCUGGUGACGUUCUUUUGUUCACGGAAAACUACGCGCAAGCAAGCCCUAACAUUGAGUUCGAUAUUGAACGGAUUCUUGGACAUUUGAAUGCUUUUGUUCAGGACGAAAUACUGGCCGAAAACGUUGUGUCGUGUGAAGUAGCUGAGGUAUUACGAACGCAAGGUGUGACAUUAGAAUCUUCUUCAGAUGAGUCGCUCGACAACAGCAACGAUAGCUUGGGGAUAGUUUAG